Molecule: messenger RNA, 342 nt
Organism: Fusarium tjaetaba
Lineage: Eukaryota; Fungi; Ascomycota; Sordariomycetes; Hypocreales; Nectriaceae
Product: myroilysin precursor
Exons: 2
Coding region: 1-342 (113 amino acids)
Source: RefSeq, a predicted model, not a curated record
AUGAAGGUCACAUCCUUCCUCACCGCCUUAGCCGGGGUCCAUUCAGUCGCCGCCUACGAGUACGUCUAUCUUGUCAACUCCGUCAAAGGCAACGAAGUCUCUAGCGGAAUGGCAUACUACGGUGACAAAAGUCCUCCAGGCAAUAUGGCUCGUCCUAGCGAUUACACCGAUGUCACUCAUGGAACUUUCACAUACUGGGAAGGGAAGGCUGUUAAAGCGACUCGAUACCUUUUCCCGACCAGGAGCGCCCAUGCUCCUCAGCACUUGGUCGGUUUUGCUACUCUGACAGCUACCUGCGGCCUCGGCUGUGGUAUCGUGAUUGCUGCGCCAGGGUACCUUUAG